GAUUGGUCGGGAGCGCCGCGGGGGUGGGGGUGGAGCCGCAGCCGCCUGGAGCCGGGAGUGGGCAAAGCGGCGUGAGCAGCGGCCCCAGGCUCCCGGAGCAGCGCGCUCGGAGGCGGUUUGGGCGCUCGGGGCCGCAGCCUGGUGAGCUCAGCCCCCCUCAGGCCCUCCCCUGCACCCCGGCCGGGGCCUCGCCGACCGGUGCCGACCGAUGCCGCCGCAGCCCGGGGACCCUAUCGCCACUCCAUCGCGCCAUAUCGCGACAUCAUCGUGCCCUGUCGAGACUCCAUCUUGUCACGGCCCUUUUCAACAUCUACCUUUCUUUCUCUCUUUCUUUCUUUCUCUCUCUAUAUAUUAUUAUUUUUUAAUUUUUUUUAAAUCCGCCCUGUCAUCUCUGGGGGCUGUCCAUGUCGUGAUUUUGCCGUGAUCUCUGCGUGACAUCACCGCGCCAUCGUGAAGUGUGAUCUCAUCGCCGCCCUGUCGUGACCUCAUCAAUGUCGUGUUGUGACCUGGCUGCGGCGGGACAGUUGGGCAAGGCGGGCAUCAUGGCCUCGGAUUGCGAGCCAGCUCUGAACCAGGCAGAGAGCCGAAACCCCACCCUGGAGCGCUACCUGGGAGCCCUCCGUGAGGCCAAGAAUGACAGCGAGCAGUUUGCAGCCCUGCUGCUAGUGACCAAGGCAGUCAAAGCAGGGGAUAUCGAUGCCAAAACUCGGCGGCGGAUCUUUGAUGCCGUAGGCUUCACCUUCCCCAAUCGUCUCCUGACCACCAAGGAGGCCCCCGAUGGCUGCCCUGACCACGUUCUCCGAGCCCUGGGUGUGGCCCUCCUGGCCUGCUUCUGCAGUGACCCUGAACUGGCCGGCCACCCCCAGGUCCUGAACAAGAUCCCCAUCCUCAGCACCUUCCUCACUGCCCGGGGGGACCCGGAUGACGCUGCUCGCCGUUCCAUGAUCGACGAUACCUACCAGUGCCUGACAGCUGUGGCAGGCACCCCCCGGGGGCCCCGGCACCUCAUUGCUGGCGGCACCGUGUCCGCCCUGUGUCAAGCAUACCUGGGGCAUGGCUACGGCUUCGACCAGGCCCUGGCGCUCCUCGUGGGGCUGCUGGCUGCCGCCGAGACCCAGUGCUGGAAGGAGGCGGAGCCUGACCUCCUGGCCGUGUUGCGGGGCCUCAGUGAAGAUUUCCAGAAAGCCGAGGACGCCAGCAAGUUUGAGCUGUGCCAGCUGCUGCCCCUCUUUCUGCCCCCAACAACCGUGCCCUCCGAAUGCCUCCGGGAUCUGCAGGCCGGGCUGGCACGCAUCCUAGGCAGCAAGCUGAGCUCCUGGCAGCGCAAUCCCGCGCUGAAGCUGGCAGCCCGCCUGGCGCACGCCUGCGGCUCCGACUGGAUCCCAGCGGGCAGCUCCGGGAGCAAGUUCCUGGCCCUGCUGGUGAAUCUGGCGUGUGUGGAGGUACGGCUGGCCCUGGAGGAGACAGGCACCGAAGUGAAAGAGGAUGUGGUGACCGCCUGCUAUGCCCUCAUGGAGCUGGGGAUCCAGGAGUGCACCCGCUGCGAGCAGUCGCUGCUCAAGGAACCCCAGAAGGUGCAGCUCGUGAGCAUCAUGAAGGAGGCCAUCGGGGCUGUCAUCCACCACCUGCAGCAGGUGGGGCCAGAGAAGCAGAAGGAGCCCUUUGUGUUUGCUUCGGUGCGGAUCCUGGGGGCCUGGCUGGCCGAGGAGACCUCAUCCCUGCGCAAGGAGGUCUGCCAGCUGCUGCCCUUCCUUGUGCGCUAUGCCAAGACCCUCUACGAGGAGGCCGAGGAGGCGAAUGACCUCUCCCAGCAGGUGGCCACCCUGGCCAUCUCCCCCACCGCCCCAGGGCCCACCUGGCCAGGGGAUGCUCUCCGGCUCCUCCUGCCCGGCUGGUGCCACCUGACUGUCGAAGAUGGGCCCCGGGAGAUCCUGAUCAAGGAGGGAGCCCCCUCACUUCUCUGCAAGUAUUUCUUGCAGCAGUGGGAACUCACAUCCCCGGGCCACGAUACCUCAGUGCUGCCCGACAGCGUGGAGAUCGGCCUGCAGACCUGCUGCCACAUCUUCCUCAACCUUGUGGUCACCGCACCAGGGCUGAUCAAGCGAGAUGCCUGCUUCACGUCUCUCAUGAACACCUUGAUGACGUCGCUGCCCGCACUAGUGCAGCAGAGUGGCAGGCUCCUGCUGGCUGCCAACGUGGCCACCCUGGGCCUGCUCAUGGCCCGGCUCCUCAGCACCUCUCCAGCUCUUCAGGGCACGCCGGCCUCCCGAGGUUUCUUCGCGGCUGCCAUCCUCUUCCUGUCACAGUCCCACGUGGCGCGGGCCACCCCCGGCUCGGAGCAGGCCGUGCUGGCACUGUCCCCCGACUACGAGGGCGUGUGGGCCGACCUGCAGGAGCUGUGGUUCCUGGGCAUGCAGGCCUUCACAGGCUGCGUGCCGCUGCUGCCCUGGCUGGCGCCUGCCGCCCUACGCUCCCGCUGGCCCCAGGAGCUGCUCCAGCUGCUUGGCAGCGUCAGCCCCAACUCCGUCAAGCCCGAGAUGGUCGCCGCCUAUCAGGGCGUGCUGGUGGAGCUGGCCCGGGCCAACCGGCUGUGCCGAGAGGCCAUGAGGCUACAGGCGGGUGAGGAGACGGCCAGCCACUAUCGCAUGGCCGCCCUGGAGCAGUGCCUGUCGGAGCCCUGAGCGGGUGUCCGCUGGGGACGGACCCGGGGGUGGGCGGCGAGGGAAGGUGGGAGGAGGCAUCUGCCCUGAAGCCCCCAGACUGGACCCCCUCCCCAAGCUCCCCCCAACACCCCAGCUUUCUGGCUUUCUUUCCCGAGGGCGAGGGCGUGGGGCCCAGCCCUCAAGUGUAAGGAACUGCGUCCGCCCCCCGGGCCCCCACAGGGGCAGGGACUGGCUUGGAAAUCCAUGCAGCCGCCCCUGCCAGGCCGGGGCAGGUUGGAGCAGCCCCCCGGGAGGGGGCCCUGGGUGUCAUGGUCCCCACAGCAGGCCCCCCGCAGGAGGGAGGCCCCAGGGUGGGACGGGGCUGGCAGGAGCUGGCUGCCUCGGCCCAUGUGCCCUGCCGGCCAGGGUGUGGGCUCCCCCAGGCUGUGGUGUCCCCUCUGGCCUCCCAGGUCCACGUCCUUCAAAUUGGCCCCUUGGGUGGAGAGCAGGCUCAGACCACUGACAUGGCAGUUCUUCCCAUCAAAUUUGCUGACCCAGGGUCUGGGCUGCCCCAUCCUCCCAGGGAAUUCUGGGGCAGGCAGGCCUGGUGUGGGGGUGGGGACACCUCCUUCCACCUGAGCCUCCUUGAGGGGACCCAGGAUUCCUUAGGGCCUGGUGUCUAAGCUUCUGUGUCGUGUUGCAGCAGAGUGACGAUGGGGGCUGGGGAGUUAUUUAUUUUGCCUGUCCUUAUCCCUGCUUGGACACCUGAGCUUCUGAUCCUUGUCCCCCUCGUGCCAUCUGGCUUGGCUGGAGCCAGGAACAGGAGGGACCCAUCCCCAGAAUCCGCAUGUUUCCCUAGUGAUUGCACCCCAUCACCAUCAUGGUGCCUGGCUUCAGUUCCCACCCCUGCUUAGGCUUCCUCUCUGCAGAGAGACGCGACUGGCGGCUCCAGCAGGGACCACCUUCCUUAGGAACCCGGGGGACCCUUCCCCUCUGACCCCUUGCUUCCAUUCCCCUUCCCUCCCCCAGUGCGUUCUGUGAUCGCCACGUUCAAAGCUGUGCACAUGCGGACACAAUAAAUGUUCAUUGGUGACAA
Molecule: messenger RNA, 3738 nt
Organism: Nyctereutes procyonoides (raccoon dog)
Lineage: Eukaryota; Metazoa; Chordata; Mammalia; Carnivora; Canidae
Gene: NCDN
Product: neurochondrin
Exons: 7
Coding region: 492-2681 (729 amino acids)
Biological process (GO): regulation of neuronal synaptic plasticity; neuron projection development
Cellular component (GO): dendrite
Source: RefSeq, a predicted model, not a curated record